Messenger RNA from Quercus robur (English oak), 719 nucleotides. RefSeq names its product triphosphate tunnel metalloenzyme 3-like. The record is from RefSeq and is a predicted model, not a curated record. The transcript has a single exon. NCBI's taxonomy places the organism in Eukaryota, Viridiplantae, Streptophyta, Magnoliopsida, Fagales, Fagaceae. The annotation marks the transcript as partial.
UACCCAUAUCGCCUCCGCUUCAUCACCACCACCGCCACCACUACCAACCACUGUGUCCUCUCCCUCAAGGCCAAACCCGUAAUUUCACAAGGAAUAAGCCGCGCCCAGGAGCUGGAAGAACCCAUGGACCCCACUCUCGGUCGCGCCUGCAUAGCCGAGCCAUGGUGGCUCUUGUCAGUCACUGACUCCGCCAUUGUUGAGAGAGUGAAGCAAGAGUUUGGGGUUUCUGGGUUGGUUUGCUUAGGUAGGUUUAGGAAUGUGAGGUCGGUGUAUGAUUGGCAAGGGUUAAAGAUUGAGGUGGGUGAGACUAACUUUGAUUUUGGAACGUGUUAUGAGGUGGAAUGUGAGACUGGUGAUCCUGAACGGGACAAGAAGGUGAUUGAGAGGUUUUUGGAGGAUAAUGGGAUUGGGUUUGAGUAUUCCCAGGUGUCCAAAUUCGCGGUGUUUCGGUCAGGCAAGUUGCCAUUGUAAGUCUGUCUAAUGUUUUGAUUUUGUUUUUGUUCUGUGAUGCAGUGCUUAUGUAAUCAUAGGUCUUAGAAUUGGACAGCUUUUUGUUUGCUUUAAUGUGUGUGUGUGUUGAUAAUUGGAUAGUUACAACAGGGGAGGUGAAAUUAAAUUUGAACCUGAAUGUUUUAGUUGAAAACAGCAGGAGAUGCCAGUUGAGCUAUAUUGUGGGCUUGAAUAUUUGUGUUUCCUGUUAGUGUGCGUUUGGGAAGCCA